Molecule: messenger RNA, 597 nt
Organism: Tilletiaria anomala UBC 951
Lineage: Eukaryota; Fungi; Basidiomycota; Exobasidiomycetes; Georgefischeriales; Tilletiariaceae
Exons: 2
Coding region: 131-445 (104 amino acids)
Source: RefSeq, a predicted model, not a curated record
ACGUGCUUGAACCCACUACGCCGGAUGCGACCAACGAAAAAAGCACCCAGAGACGUCUGACAACCUUGGAAAGGACUGGAAGGGCAGGCAUGUUCACGCCGCAAUCAUAAACCCGACCGGCGGCUUCGUCAUGGGACCGCUCAUGAAGACCUGGGCAGCCGAACUCUCAAGACCACUCUCGAUGUCCAAGUGGCUUCACCUAAGCAUGACAUCUCGCCCCAAUUGGGAAGCCCUUCCGGCGCUUCUAACGGCUGCUACGAACCGCUUCUCAGAUGGGAAUGCAAGUCUACAAGGUCGCCCUCCCUCCUCGGCCGUUUCUGCUGCCAAGCAAGGCAUGUGCGCCAUCGACCAGUCUAUCGCAUGCGAAUAUCAUCCACAGAGCAUCCACGUCGCACAUUUCGUACUCCAUGGGAUGAUGUCACAGAGCAAACCACAAGCUCUGUAGGCAAAGCAAAGAGGCACUAGACGCUCGCCAGAGCUCCCUGUGCCGCUUGGGCCACACUGACUUUGGGCCACACUGACUUCCGCGCCGCUGACUGUGAUUUUUCUACAUCAUUGCAGCGCAAUUGCACAGGUACACCCCAAUGUGUACCGUCA